AUGAAGGUCCUCGCCCCUCUCGUGCUUGCCAGCGCGGCCAGCGCCCACACCAUCUUCUCCUCUCUGGAAGUCGGCGGCGUUAACCAAGGCCUCGGCCAGGGCGUGCGCGUGCCCACUUACAACGGACCGAUCGAGGACGUUACCUCGGCCUCCAUUGCCUGCAACGGCUCGCCCAACACGGUCGGCUCGACCUCCAAGGUGAUCACGGUCCAGGCCGGCACCAACGUGACGGCCAUCUGGCGGUACAUGCUCAGCACCACGGGCGACUCCCCGGCGGACGUCAUGGACAGCACGCACAAGGGCCCGACCAUCGCCUACCUCAAGAAGGUCGACAACGCGGCCACCGACAGCGGCGUCGGCAACGGCUGGUUCAAGAUCCAGCAGGACGGCAUGGACGCCAACGGCGUCUGGGGCACCGAGCGCGUCAUCAACGGCAAGGGCCGCCAGAGCAUCAAGAUCCCCGAAUGCAUUGCCCCCGGACAGUACCUCCUCAGAGCGGAGAUGAUUGCCCUGCAUUCGGCGGGCAACUAUCCUGGUGCGCAGUUCUAUAUGGAGUGCGCCCAGCUUAAUGUCGUUGGAGGAACUGGCGCCAAGACCCCUUCGACUGUCAGCUUCCCUGGGGCUUACUCGGGUUCUGACCCCGGAGUCAAGAUCAACAUCUACUGGCCUCCCGUCACCUCUUACACCGUCCCUGGCCCCAGUGUUUUCACUUGCUAA
Molecule: messenger RNA, 717 nt
Organism: Sordaria macrospora k-hell
Lineage: Eukaryota; Fungi; Ascomycota; Sordariomycetes; Sordariales; Sordariaceae
Source: RefSeq, a predicted model, not a curated record